AUGAAUAAAAAGAAGGGAGAAAGAAUUCUCGAACCUAAUCACCAUUUGAAAAUUAGUAUGAGAAUAUUACGAAAUAUGGGAACUUUACCACCGAAAUUGACCGGUUUUUAUAAAACAAUGUUCUUUGUUUACAGCUUUUGCUUCUUUAUGUUUACAUUAGGAGUUUAUCUUUUUGUAGAAAUUGUUAAUAUUAUUAUUAAUUGUAACAAUCUUGCGAAAAUUGCUUCUGGAGUUCCACUAUUCAUCACGAACUCUCUGCACGCUUAUAAGUUUAUUCUCAUUGUUUGGCAUCAUCAAAAAAUACACAAUCUACUCUCAAUCAUUGAGUCUUCAGUUUUUUCGAAAGAUAAUGUAAGAUACAAAAAAGUACUGUCAUCGUUUGCUUGGCAAGGUAUAGUUCAUCAUUGUACUUAUCAAAUAAUCGGUGCUUUCGGUGUUACAUCUAUGUCUUUAAUACCAAUAAGUGCACUUGUAAAUGAUAACGAAAGAAGAUUGCCACUUGAUGGAUGGUAUCCUUUUGACACAACAAAAUCAAUUGCUUUUGUUAUUACAUGGACACAUCAGGCAGUGGCAAUUAUAAUGUGCUGCAUCAAUAAUUUGGCCAUCGAUUCUUUUAUAAGUGGUCUAAUCAAUGUCGCAUGCUGUCAAUUUGAAAUACUAAAAUUAAAUAUAGCCUCAAUAGGGGACAAUAGUGAAAAAAAUAGUCUUUCACAAAAUUCAAUCGAAAAAGUAGAUGAAGAUUUGGUUGACAAGAAGAUUAAAGAAAAAUUACGUAAAUGCAUUGAGCACAAUUUGACUAUUUAUGAUUUUAUUAACGAACUUCAAAAUAUAUUCUGCACAGCAAUUGGUUUACAAUUAUUUAUCAAUUCUGUAGUUAUUUGUUUAUCAACAUAUUCUGUAUCACAGAUGACGACAUACGUUCCUGCAGAAUUAAUUGGACACAGCUUUUAUGCACUGUGUAUGACCUAUCAAAUUUUUAUUUACUGUUAUAAUGGAAAUGAGUUAUACCUUCAAAAUGAAAAUUUAGGUACAGCAAUUUAUAUGGGAAAUUGGUUGAACUUAAAAUUACGUUAUAAAAGGGAUUUACAAAUUAUAAUGUUGAGAUCACAGAGACCACUUAUUUUUUACACUGAUUUUUUAAUUAAAUUAACUGUACAAACAUUCAUGUCGAUAAUUCAAACAUCUUAUUCGAUGUUUACUCUUCUUCACAGAAAACAAGUCAGUUCACAAUCAAUUUGA
This is a messenger RNA of Leptopilina heterotoma, 1239 nucleotides long. RefSeq names its product odorant receptor 2a-like. The record is from RefSeq and is a predicted model, not a curated record. NCBI's taxonomy places the organism in Eukaryota, Metazoa, Arthropoda, Insecta, Hymenoptera, Figitidae. Gene Ontology annotation, molecular function: odorant binding; olfactory receptor activity. The transcript is spliced from 8 exons. The coding region runs from base 1 to 1239 and encodes 412 amino acids. Gene Ontology annotation, cellular component: plasma membrane. Gene Ontology annotation, biological process: sensory perception of smell; detection of chemical stimulus involved in sensory perception of smell.